Molecule: messenger RNA, 6140 nt
Organism: Myxocyprinus asiaticus (Chinese sucker)
Lineage: Eukaryota; Metazoa; Chordata; Actinopteri; Cypriniformes; Catostomidae
Product: diacylglycerol lipase-alpha-like
Exons: 20
Coding region: 716-3970 (1084 amino acids)
Biological process (GO): lipid metabolic process
Cellular component (GO): postsynaptic membrane; dendrite membrane
Source: RefSeq, a predicted model, not a curated record
CAGUGGUUUCUUAGCAGCGGAAAAUUGCAGCGUCGUACGCCAAUUACGCAGUGCCUCAUACGGCACCCAAUAGAUGACGUAAGAUACGCCAGGAGCGCAGACAGGAAACGGGAUCCUGGUUAAACGUGCGCAUCUGGAAUGGAGAAUCGCAACGACGUUGCUCGUAUGAAAAAAAAGACUGUAGGGAAGGAUGUAUGGCAAUCAAUUCCACUGGAACCUGCUGCCGUUGCGGCCAGUGCGGAAUCAGGACUAACCGCACGAUUUUCUUAUGCGAAGAGGGAAUGUCACGCCCAAGCCUGGGAAAUAAAUGAUUUGUGUGUAACUGAACAUUUAUGAAGAUUUUAAGGGAAUACUGAGUGGCUGCCAACGUGACGCGCGCUCGGAAAGGCGUGAAAAAUAUUGACGAUCGAUGUCAAAUUAAAGAUCCGUUUGUGGACCGCCGGACUGACCCGCAUUAAACAUAUCCACGCUCGUUCGUUCGUGUGUGCGUUUGUGUAAGUGAGGUUUGUAUACACCAAGCUGACGGGACACUGCAUUAACGGUGACUCUUAUGGCUUUAUGGGAACUGUCGCUGUUUUCAGACCUGUAGCUGCUUCGGAACCGUGAUUUGGGUCGCUGCUGCGGUUCUGUGUGUGUAUUUGCGGAGGAUGAGGGAGAUAAGAGAGUCCAUGCCGAAGAAGGUCUCGGGAAGACACGGUCAUACAACAGGGCAGUGAUGCCGGGAAUGGUACUGUUUCAGCGACGCUGGUCAGUUGGGAGUGAUGACCUUGUGUUGCCGGCUUUCUUCCUGUUCAUACUACACUGCAUAUGGCUGGCGGUUCUGUCCGUGGUUCUUUUUGGGCUGCCGUACAGUUCAGAGCAGUCAUGCUCAGUCACGCUGGUGGAUCACGGUCGAGGUUACCUCGGCAUCCUGGUCAGCUGCCUGAUCUGCGAGAGUGCCAUCAUGUGGUUAAGCAUGAGAGGCAGCAUCCUGUACACACAACCCAGAGAAGCGGUUCAAUACGUGCUUUAUAUACGGCUAGCCAUCCUGCUGGUGGAGCUGGUGUAUGCAGUGGUGGGCAUCGCCUGGUUGGUGCAGUAUUACCAGCCUUGCUCUGACAUCACAGCCAAGAACCUCGCCCUGGGAAUUGUGGCGUGUAACUGGUUGGUCAUCUUCAGCGUGUGUUUUACCAUGAUGUGUACCUUUGACCCCACCGGACGGACCUUUGUGAAGCUGAAAGCAACCCGCCGUCGUCAGCGUAACCUUACAACAUACACUCUCAGACACAGGUUAGAAGAGGGUCAGGCCAGCAGCUGGAGCAGGAGACUCAAAUUCUUCAUGUGCUGCACUAGAGCACAAGAUACACAAUCUGACGCUUACUCAGAGGUGGCCAGCCUGUUUGCCGAGUUCUUCCGUGAUCUUGACAUUGUGCCGAGUGACAUCAUCGCUGGCCUGGUGCUCCUCCGACAGAGACAAAGGGCCAAGAGAUCAGCCAUCUUGGAUCAGGCAAACAAUGAUGUUUUAGCCUUUCUAUCUGGGAUGCCUGUUACUCGUAACACUAAAUACUUGGACCUCAAGAACUCGGCUGAGAUGGCCAUGUAUAAGGAAGUGUGUUACUACAUGCUGUUUGCCAUGGCGGCGUAUGGCUGGCCAAUGUAUCUCUUUAGAAAACCAGCAUGUGGACUCUGCAGACUUGUUAGCACCUGCUCCUGUAAUACAUCAGUUUCAGGUUCUCGUCUCUCUCAAUCAGUCACUGUUGAGGAGGAUAACUGCUGUGGUUGUAACGUUCUCGCCAUUCGAAGGCAAUUUCUGGACCAAGACCUUAAGGAAGUCCAAAUUGUCUACACAUCCUGCCAUGACGCGGUUUAUGAGACGCCCUUCUUUGUAGCAGUGGAUCAUGCAAAGAAAAAAGUCAUAAUCAGCAUCAGAGGGACUUUGUCCCCCAAGGAUGCUUUAACGGAUCUCACUGGGGAUUCGGAGCGUUUGCCGCUAGAGGAACAGCAUGGCACAUGGCUUGGACAUAAGGGAAUGGUUUAUUCAGCUGAAUACAUAAAGAAGAAACUAGAGCAAGAGAUGAUUCUCUCUCAAGCCUUUGGGAGAGAUUUGGGUAAAGGGACUAUGCACUAUGGGCUGGUGAUUGUGGGUCACUCUCUGGGUGCCGGAGCGGCCGCCAUCCUGUCCUUCCUUCUCCGGCCACAGUAUCCUUCACUGCACUGUUACGCAUACUCCCCUCCUGGGGGUCUCCUCAGUGAGGAUGCAAUGGAGUACUCCAAAGACUUCAUCACCUCAGUUGUGCUGGGAAAAGAUUUGGUCCCCAGGAUUGGCCUCUCUCAACUUGAAGGCUUCCGUCGUCACCUACUUGAAGUCCUACAGAAGAGUGAUAAACCAAAGUGGCGAAUCAUUGCUGGCGGUACAAAGUGCAUCCCUAAAUCAGAGCUGCCCCUGGAUGACGGGCCCCCUCUAUCUGAGGGCGUGACUCCCUCUAACUCUCGCCUGUGGCUGCACCCCAGUGAUCUGAGCAUCGCCCUGUCCGCCUCCACCCCGCUGUAUCCUCCCGGACGUGUCAUCCAUGUGGUGCACAACCACCCGCCUGAGACAUGUUGUGGUCAGGAGGAGCCCACUUAUUCUGCACUGUGGGGGGACAACAAGGCCUUUGAUGAGGUCAUCAUUUCUCCAGCCAUGCUGAAUGAACACAUGCCCCAUGUGGUGAUGGAUGGCCUCAACAAGGUUUUGGAAAACUAUAAUAAGGGGAAGACAGCUUUACUGUCUGCUGCUAAGAUUAUGGUUAGUCCUACGGAGGUGGACCUGAAUCCAGAAACAAUCUUCCUCGGUGCCUCUAGUUCACCACAGCCCACACCUGCCACACACCAUCGCAGAAACAGUAGUGUCCGUUCUUGUGCCCGCUCUGAGAUCUCGCUGGAUGGCUUCUCUGAGUGUCCCCCUCCUCCUGUGCCUGUGGUGCUCACCGGAGCUCGUGAGCGCUUGGCCGUUGAGCUGCGGGAGCGAAAAGCUCCCCUGGCCAUCAUGGAGAGCCUUUCUGAUGCAGAAUCUGUCUAUAGCUUGGACUCUCGGCGGUCCUCUGCCGCCCUGAGGGGCUCACCCUGUCUAGGGAGUCUACCUUUCCCUCUUGAUGCCCCCAUCCCAGAAGAGAAUCCUUCACUGAGCUCCCGCACAGAGCUGCUCGCUGCAGACAGCUUGAGCCAGGGCACGGUGGACCAUGAGCUGGGGGAGGCCGGUCCGUACUGCCCUACACUGGAACUGGCUGUACCUUCCAAUGACACCCAUUAUCUCUCUGUCAAUUCAUGCAAUAGUGGCCACUUCUCUCCACUUUCGCUUGGACAAACUACUGAAGAUCAGCCAGCCAGCCAAGGCAUGAAUUUCUGCCCAUCUUCAGGAACACCUGCGGCUUGCCAGCAAUCAGCUGUUCAUAAUAGUCAAGAAUCCUGCAAGCUUAGCGAAAUGGCCAAUGAUAGAGAGGUUGAAAUGGAAGAGAGACAGGGAGAGGUCAAAGUGGACCUUGAGAGUGGAAGGUCCCAGGCUCUUCAACCAGUUCCACCAUUGUCCAAUGGAACCCCCAGCCAGGCGGUCCUGGAGUUCGCCCAAUAUCUAGACUCUCUCUUUAGGCUCGAUGGAAGCAGCUCUUCCCCUCUCGAGCUGUCCGAUGCGGAAUCUGAGUCUGGACAGGGAUCUUACAGUCAGACUGAGGGACAACUUGAGGACCAGCGAGUGAAAAACUCAGACAAGGACAGGCAGCUAAUGGCCAGAGCCACUCUAGAGCCCAAUUUGGUUCCCAAGCCCCCUCGCACCUUUGCUGACUCGGCCGACCUCUCUUCUGGCAUCUCUCUUUCUCCAUCUUUCCCUCUCUCCUCCUCCGGAGAUUUCAAUGAUCUUUCUCCUCCAGAUGGAGCGAUACCUAUCAACCAUUCUACACUACGAACUUCUGCUGCCAUGCCCAACCCCAAGGAAACAGCACUGUCUUCUAUGGUCUAGUGGCCUGCGGUCGAACCUCAGUGUAUUGCUCCCUAACAUAUUAAAUGUCAGCUAAUUUACUUUACCCUAGAGUUACCCUAAGUUUUCCAUUCCCAACGCUCAGUGGACCUACUUUCCCUGCUCUUUGGAACUGAUUCUAGAAACUUGCAUGCGUAGCAACAUGAUCAGUCCAAGACUUCCAGACUUCUGGACCAUUAAGGAUUCAUUAAAAACAGAAGACCUCAUUUUGUACUUGUUGGACUUUGCUGAAUGCAUAGUGUCAUGUGCAUCACCAUUACAAAGUGUCCUGCAACACACAAGGUGCUGAGCUGCUGCUUUGAACACUAAAGAUGUUGCUAUCAUAUAAAGAGGCUUGCACAAAUUACCCUACGUUCAUAUUCAGUUCAAUAUUAUGGUUAUGUUUACAUUUACACAACAGAACACCAAGCUAUCACAAAGGUUGAGAGUUCCUUAUAAGGGAAAGGCUGGGAAAGGCAAAAAGGGAAGACUAACAAACUAACUUAAUGGAGUUAUGUGGCGGGAUGCACACAACAAGCAUUUUCUCAGGACUUUUAAGAAUGAAGAAUGGGAUGAAGAUGUCUCAGACAAAGGAUAAUAAAUAGCAUAGAUACAUUUUUUGGGGAUUGUACUUUUUCAUAUUUUAAUUGAAGAUUGUGUGGAAUGUCCUGCUGAGUAUGUGUAGUUGGUGGCAUUGAUGGUUGGUGGAAAUCUAUGAGGUAAGAUUGUCUCUUGAUGUGCAUGAGAAAAUACUGUAUGCUCGUGUAAAAUGUUUCAUUUUGCAAAUUUUUGUCAUCUCUUAUUUACAUAAAUCCACUUGAAUUUAAGCAUGCAAGUUUUAUAUGAAAUUUUCAACCAAUUGCCAAAACAAUGCCAACUAUAUAAAAGUAAAAUGUUUGAAUUCUAUUAAAUAAAUAUUUAAUGAUAAUUAUUAUUAUAUUUUUACAAACCACUGCCCAUAAAUGAAAAUUACAUCAGAAAGAGUUAUUGAAUGGUAACAGGCUUGCAUCAGUCACAAAAUGCUCCCUUUAAAUGGCUUGCCUGAAUUUGGGAUGUCUUUUACUCAGUACAAGACACUUUCUUCGAGAAAAGUCUAAUCUCAUGCAGUAUGGAUAUGGUGUGCAAUCAGUAGCAAAAUGAGCAAAGAGAGAUUUUAAGGAGAUCCUCUUAUCUGCAUAUAUAUAUAUAUAUAUAUAUAUAUAUAUAUAUAUAUAUAUAUAUAUAUAUAUAUACAUAUAUAUAUAUUCUUUUUUUUUAUAAUUUCUACUGUUGUUGCUAUAUUACAAUAAAUAGGGGUUUAUCUCAAUAUUUUCAUAACUUAGACUUGCUUUUUAUAUAGUUUCAGAAUGAAGUGUUUUUGGGUUAUGUGUAAAAGUACAGCGGUUUGUCACAACAAAGCUUUCAAAGCAAGUAAAAAAUGUAUGUAGUGCAAAAUAUUUUAUUUUGUUUGCUUUUGAUUGUUUAAAAGGCUGUAUAUCACAAAUUUCAUACUUUGAAACUUUAAUUGAAUGUAGUAAUUUGUUUUAACUUAUAGGUUCUGCAUGUGACAUAAAAACAAAUUUAUCACUUCUUGAGUUUUGCUCUCUUUUUUUUCCAUGUAUAAAUGUACAGUACAGAGUGAAAGUGUGGCAAAAAAAUGUUUUCAUGACUUUUCUGUAACUGCUACUCUACUAAAUUCAUUAAUUUAAAGCUAAAGCCUUCAUAACUUUAUAAGCUGUGACUGCUGUACUUUUUCACAGGGUUGUGUAUAGCACUGUUUUUUUCACAUGAGUGUAAAUACUCUUGUUUUCAGUUGUUGUGUUAAAAAAAUAGAUAUAUCAAUGAUAAAAUCAAUGGGACUUAUCAAUAAAAAAAGCUCUAUCAUGUAUAGUACUGAAUUCUCAUAUAUAUAUAUAUAUAUAUAUAUAUAUAUAUAUAUAUAUAUAUAUAUAUAUAUAUAUAUAUAUUAUAAAUAGAAAAAGUAUGACUCUAUUCAGGAAAGAAAAAUCUGAUACUGUGGCCAUAUGUUGACUUCAGAGAAUAUAUAAUGAUUCAACCAUCAGUAAAAAAAAAAAAAAAAAAAACUCUGUCACUGACCUGCCAGUCUUACCUUUCAAUAAUGAGAAUGUAUUUAAAUGCACACACUUACACUGCCCUGCCUGUAAUAGAAUAAACUAUACAGAUCUCAGACUGA